GAGUCCGAGGCUCUUGCUCAGCCUCUCGCACUCGCCUCGCCCCACCACGAAUAACUACCUGAUGACGUCUCAAGAAUUAACCAAAGCAGUGUUAUUUCAGCCAUGUUGACUAUGGCAGUACAAGAGGACGCCUAGUAUCAUUUUUAAUGUUGGUGUGCUUCAUACGAACGAAAGAAACGUACCUCGACUACGGGCCCGGAACGUUGUCGUAUGACAGUGUCAUGUGUAUGGUUUGAGUGUAUUCGAAGUGAAAUCAUCAGUAUGUAAAAGCUGUAACACUUCUCUGACCCACAUUGCAUUUAAAAUCCGAGUUGGUGUCUUCAGUUCGCGUGCAACAGUUCUAGUGACAACAUGAAGUGAGUGAAGUUUUUAACAUGUCCAAUAAGAAACCGCCCUUUAUGCCGAAAACCAAUGAAACGAUAGUGCCACCCAGAUAUCAACCGCCACCGGUACCCAACAAUCAGGGAAUACUCAAACAUCCCGCACAAAAAGAUGCUAAAAAUUUUACAGGAAAAGCUGGGGAUAACGUAAAUAUACCGAUUACAAAACCCUAUCCAGAGCCCAAAGUGCCUUAUCCAGACCCAAAACUUCAGUACUACUAUCCGAAUCAACCCAACAAACAGUAUCACUACCCAGUAUACCCCCCACAACUCAAAUCGCACCCCGACGAUCAACGACAGACCACCCAAGUACAAAUCCACCAAGACAACCCCAGACCCCGACCAUUAGACGAACCCGGCAUCCCCCAGAUUCACCCUGACCCAAGACAACAACACCGUGUGCCCGUCAGAUACGAAGAGGAAUUCCUCAGACCGGAAAUGCUCAAGUUCGUACGCAAACAAGAUGACCCCAGAAUCAUUCCGGACCAGAACCGACACAUGCAGAGCUAUCUCAUGGAACUGCGUUCGUUGAAAGAGGCCAACCAACACCUCGCCGACGACAACCAGGAGUUACGGGACCUGUGCUGCUUCCUGGACGACGACCGGCAAAAAGGCAGGAAGCUGGCCCGGGAAUGGCAACGGUUCGGACGUUACACAGCCAGUGUGAUGCGACAGGAAGUGUCCGCGUACCAGAACAAGCUGCGCGAGCUGGACAACAAGCAGCAAGAACUGAUCAAGGACAAUCUGGAAUUGAAGGAACUGUGCCUGUAUUUGGACGAGGAAAGGGGCAGUAAUUCGCUGUGCGCCAAUUGUGGCAGUGUUCCCGCGAAUAAUUUACGGGACGACGGUGAUGGUUCCAGUUCUAGUACGAAUGCUGACGAGCCGGCGGUUCCGCAGCAAUUCACUAAUGGGGAUCCACCCAGAAGGAGUGCGAGUCGCGAGAGGUUGCUCCAUGAGAAUUUGGCGAGGCAAAGAAGUACUUUUAACGACCAAAUAAUGCAGUACGUGAGAAGUCUGGAGCAGCGCGUGAACCAACUGGAGGAGGACAAGCGCGCGCUCACCCACAAGAUAAACCAGAUCGCGUCAACGACAGGUGACCCCAGCAUCGCCAUACCGCCGGACAGUGGAGUCGGCGUGCUGUCCGGACGUCCGGAGGCGGUUGUCCGUGCCCUCCAGGUUCUCGAGGUCAGAGAGCAGUUGGAGAGGGAGUGUCGGGUGCCGGACAGGGCUGAUCCGAUACCCGAAACGGACAUGGACGAUGGCGAGAAGGCUUUGGUCCGCGAAAUGUGUAAUGUUGUUUGGAGGAAACUGGAAGAAACACCGCCGUUAAGACGAUAAGGAACAUGAAAGAAACACGACAAUAAAUUUUCAAUCAAUCCUUUUUAAAGCUUUAAAUAUUACUAUGCUGAAAUAGGUUUGAAAACAUCACGAUUUAUAUUUUCUACGCAUUUUCAAAUUCAAUUUACGACGCAAUUCAUUUGCGUUGUAACCGGAUAUUUAUCAAGUGGCGUGGAAAAUAUUUCGACAUGAUCAUAUUGAUUCUUGCCCCAGGUUAAUUUUUCAUUUAUGUAAAAGUAUUAUUGUUUCAGAUUGUAUUUAUUACCUAUUUAAUUUUAAUUUUAGAUUUAUUUUGUUAUUUUUGUACAGAAAUAUUUAUGUAUUAUGAUUUUUUAAAUAUAUCUUAUUAAAAUU
Molecule: messenger RNA, 2072 nt
Organism: Aethina tumida (small hive beetle)
Lineage: Eukaryota; Metazoa; Arthropoda; Insecta; Coleoptera; Nitidulidae
Gene: Ccdc85
Product: coiled-coil domain-containing protein 85C-A
Exons: 3
Coding region: 375-1718 (447 amino acids)
Source: RefSeq, a predicted model, not a curated record